Vanrija pseudolonga is the source of this 979-nucleotide messenger RNA. RefSeq names its product Protein AIM2 (gene AIM2). The record is from RefSeq and is a predicted model, not a curated record. Gene Ontology annotation, molecular function: hydrolase activity. Bases 39 to 860 code for a protein of 273 amino acids. NCBI's taxonomy places the organism in Eukaryota, Fungi, Basidiomycota, Tremellomycetes, Trichosporonales, Trichosporonaceae. The transcript is spliced from 2 exons.
CAUCCACAUCACCUCGACCUACCUCACAACCACCCACAAUGUCUGAGCAAACCUCUGUCAAGUCGUGCUGCGCCUCGGGCCACAUCCACGCCGGCACCCCCGAGGGCGCCUUCAAGCAGCUGCACGGCCUCAACACGUACGUGACCGGCACGGGCAAGGACACGAUCGUCUUCAUCCCCGACAUCUUUGGCGUGUACCCCAACGCGCAGCUGCUCGCCGACGAGUGGGCGCGCCUCGGCAGCUGGCGCGUCGUCAUCCCCGACGUGUUCCAGGGCGACGCUGUCCCGCUCUCGCACCUCAACACCAUCGUGCCCAACAACGGCGUCCUCGACAAGCGCACCGACAAGGGCAAGGAGGAGCAGGGCGCCAAGACUAUGGAGAUCCUCGGCCCCUGGCUCGGCAAGCACUCCCAGCAGGUUGUGCAGCCGCUCAUCGAGACGUUUGUCAAGGGCAUCAAGGCCGAGAGCGGCAAGGUCGCAGCCGUCGGCUUCUGCUGGGGUGCGCGUUACGCCGUGCUCCUCGGCGGCGGUGCCUCGCCGCUCGUCGACGCCGUGGUGGGCAACCACCCGUCGUUCCUCACGGAGGACGACAUCGCCGCCGUGACCAAGACGCCCGUCGCCAUCUUCUGGGGCGACAGGGACGAGAUCCUCCCCGCUGCCCAGCUCGACGGCUUCGAGGCCGUCCUCACCAAGAACCUCGGCGGAACCAAGGUGCUCGUCAAGCGCUACGCCGGCACCGUGCAUGGCUUCACGAUCCGCGGCGACGACCAGAACGAGCGCGAGAAGAAGGAGAAGGAGGAGGCGGCGACGCUCGGCGUCGAGUUCACCAAGAAGGCCUUUGGCCAGGGCGCGAGCCUCUAAGUGAAGUGAAAUGAAGAUCUUGAAGAAUCCGAACGGGAGCCUGUGAGCCUGAUCUUCACAAAACCUCGAGAGGAUUUCUCGGGCAACUACAUCGGAAUGGAGACCUUGAAGAAUCUGAA